Messenger RNA from Bursaphelenchus xylophilus (pine wood nematode), 1678 nucleotides. NCBI's taxonomy places the organism in Eukaryota, Metazoa, Nematoda, Chromadorea, Rhabditida, Aphelenchoididae. The record is from the annotation of a GenBank genome assembly.
AUGAAGUCAGUUCUUCUUGUGUUCGGUGUCGUCCUCGGAGUUGUUUUAGGUACGUAAGAAAAUAGUCGACUACGGUUGGGUCAGGCUCAAGUUUUAAUUAAAGCUUUUUUGAUGGAUAAUACAGGGUGUUCCGAGAAUUGUGGAAAAAACUAUUCAUUAAUAACUUUGCGCUCGGUGGUCCAAUCCGAAAAAUUUUUUUUGCAUUUUACAGAGAAGCCUUGGAGUUUUUCGAAUCAAAAAAAAAUUUUUUUUUUAUCUGCGGAGACUUCCGUAAUCCGCCUUGAAUUCGGCGGAGUGUUUUUUUCCAAAAAUGAGGCUGUAAGUCGAUGUAUGUGGAAAGAAAAUGAGCGGAAAAAGAUGCAGUGGAUGCAAUAUGACAUUUAUUUCAAAAUUUCGUGAUUUGGCGGAGACAUUUUUUAACCUCGGCGGACGAUUUUUCUUCGACUUCGGAGAGUCAAAAUUGGCUAAAACAAAAGCGUAUGGUUUCCCUGGUGGCAUGGCGCUUAAAUAAGACUUAUUACGUCCUCGGCUGACUGGCAGAUGAAGAAACGACAAUUUGGCGGAGAAAUCGGCGGAGAAAAAAAUUAACCCAUUUGUUUAAUUAUGAAAAUUAUCCGCCGAUCAUUCGUCGAUAAGAAGAAUCAUAUUUUUUGGUUGAUCAGGGCCGUAUAAGACCUAGAAUUUUAGUUUUCUCAUCAUAACUUCUUAAUAAGGUUCAUUUUCUCUACGCCGAUUUCUCCGCCGAAUUGCCGUUUUUUCAUCUGCCAGUCAGCCGAGGACGUAAUAAGUCUUAUUUAAGCGCCAUGCCACCAGGGAAACCAUACGCUUUUGUUUUAGCCAAUUUUGACUCUCCGAAGUCGAAGAAAAAUCGUCCGCCGAGGUUAAAAAAUGUCUCCGCCAAAUCACGAAAAUUUGAAAUAAAUGUCAUAUUGCAUCCUAUGGAUCUUUUUCCGCUCAUUUUCUUUCCACAUACAUCGAUUUACAGCUUCAUUUUUGGAAAAAAACACUCCGCCGAAUUCAAGGCGGAUUACGGAAGUCUCCGCCGAUAAAAGAAAAAAUUUUUUUUGAUUCGAAAAACUCCAAGGCUUUUCUGUAAAAUGCAAAAAAAAAUUUUCGGAUUGGACCACCGAGCGCAAAGUUAUUAAUGAAUAGUUUUUUCCACAAUUCUCGGAACACCCUGUAUAUAAAAUAAUUAAUAAAAAAUAAAAUUUCAGCCGCCCCAGCUGGUGAAGAUCUUCAGAAAAAGAUUGACGCAAUGGAAAAGCAUAUCCAAUUACUGGAAAAGGCCCUCUUGCAACGGCGAUCGCCCCUUCAGGGGUCUCUUAUUGAGGGAAAUCAGAUCAUGAAUCCGAGGGCGACUCGCGCCCUGGCCUUCCAACCCAUGAAGAGAAUGGUCGCUUGGCAGCCAAUGAAACGGUCGAUUGCUGCUGAAUACAACAAAGAUCAGGGUGAGUAGUCAUUUGAAGGUUCACUUUACAUUGUAUUAAGUAUUUUUGACCUUUUAUGUGAGUCCUUUUAAAAUCUAGCACAACAUAAAAAGCUUUUCAAAAUUGAUGUUACAGUAAUCCGGGCGAUCGAAGAGCAACUUCUGGAGAUCCUACAUGCCGGUGAGACCCUGGGAGUGAACGCGGAAGAAGUCCUGGGGGAUCUGAAGAAGAAAAACGGAGAUCUGAUGUAA